Messenger RNA from Camellia sinensis, 837 nucleotides. The record is from RefSeq and is a predicted model, not a curated record. Lineage: Eukaryota; Viridiplantae; Streptophyta; Magnoliopsida; Ericales; Theaceae.
AUGCCGCCAUCCCGUCUAAUUGUACAUGUCCCUUUGGACAAAGAUUUGGCAAGGCUGAGCGCCACCCCCUUCUCCCUUGAGAUAGAAACCAUGCUACUCCCUGCGGGCUUGCACCAGCCCAAGUUUAUGCUCUAUGACGUAAAAACCGAUCCGUACAUGCACGUAAGCCACUUCUGGCAGGUUAUGGCUGGAUAUAGGCGUAACGAUGCUUUCAUGUGCCUUAUUUUCCCGUUGAGUUUAGGCGAGUUGGGCUUGAAGUGGUUUGAGAGGCUACCAGAGGAAAGUAUCAAAAUGUGGCAGCGGUUGGCGGAAGCAUUCGUGACCCGAUUCAAAACAAACACCAAAACACCAAAGGAGGUUCACCACCUUCUGAGUGUCAAGAUGGAGUCGGAUGACUCCCUUAAAGCAUAUAACGCCAAAUAUUGGGAAACUUUCAAUGAGAUCCUUGAUUGCCCAACCAACAUGCGCAUCAACGAGCACAUCCGAGUAGAGGAUGAUACGAACGUGGCCACCACAAAGAUGAAUUCAGAGGCAACAGACAAAAGGGUGGCUGGAAAAGUACACACGGUUGGACCAGAGACAAACCGUCCAAGUGACCGUGCAAGAGAACCGAACUGUGGUCCGGAUCGUAGAAACCGGGGUAAAGGUCGCCGCAACAACCGAGCUGAUUACCCACGCGAUGCCGCGGCAGAUGCGAAUAGAAAGUUGAACGUUUGGACAGACAUCACCACAAUUUUUAAGAUUCCAGUUUACCACAUACUUAGCGAAAUCCGCAACGAGGUGUACGUCCGAUUUCCGGCCAAGUUGGGCGAUACGCAGAAGGGCUUCAAUCCGUAG